Molecule: messenger RNA, 1639 nt
Organism: Acomys russatus (golden spiny mouse)
Lineage: Eukaryota; Metazoa; Chordata; Mammalia; Rodentia; Muridae
Gene: Lin7c
Product: lin-7 homolog C, crumbs cell polarity complex component
Exons: 5
Coding region: 106-699 (197 amino acids)
Biological process (GO): protein localization to basolateral plasma membrane; maintenance of epithelial cell apical/basal polarity; neurotransmitter secretion
Cellular component (GO): cell-cell junction; basolateral plasma membrane; synapse
Molecular function (GO): L27 domain binding
Source: RefSeq, a predicted model, not a curated record
UUCUAGCUCUCGCGUUACUCUCACCCUCGCCCUUCCGGCUUCCCGACCCGGUCCACCUCGGCCUCCUGUCGUCAUUUCCUGUGGGUCUGCAACGCCGAAGAGAAGAUGGCGGCGCUGGGAGAACCUGUCCGGCUGGAGAGGGAUAUCUGCAGAGCAAUUGAGUUGUUGGAGAAACUGCAGAGGAGUGGAGAGGUGCCACCCCAGAAACUUCAGGCUUUGCAAAGAGUCCUUCAGAGUGAGUUCUGCAAUGCUGUGAGAGAGGUGUAUGAACAUGUUUAUGAGACUGUGGACAUCAGUAGCAGCCCUGAAGUGAGAGCUAAUGCAACUGCAAAGGCUACAGUUGCUGCGUUUGCUGCCAGUGAAGGACACUCUCAUCCCCGAGUUGUUGAGCUCCCCAAAACAGAAGAGGGCCUUGGAUUCAAUAUCAUGGGAGGCAAAGAACAAAACUCACCAAUUUAUAUUUCACGGAUAAUUCCAGGUGGAAUUGCUGACAGACAUGGGGGCCUUAAACGAGGAGACCAGCUACUUUCUGUUAAUGGAGUGAGUGUUGAAGGAGAACACCAUGAGAAAGCUGUAGAGCUACUGAAAGCAGCCCAGGGAAAAGUGAAAUUAGUUGUGCGGUACACACCUAAAGUCUUGGAAGAAAUGGAGUCGCGCUUUGAAAAAAUGAGAUCAGCGAAACGCAGACAACAGACCUAAUCAUUUAAAAACUCUGUGUUCCUUUUUGCUUUUAGCUAGAAAAGUUUUACUUGUGACCUACUGAUGGCCUCAAUGCCAGUGACUGUAGAACACUAGAACUUCCGUGAAAUCUUCUUGCCAUUUUAUAAAUGCCUGUUUUAGCAUCACUUAUGGUUGUAGAGAAGCAUACACUUUUUUUCUCACGAGAAAAAGUCAAAGGUGAUGAGGGCAGUUCUGUCCUGCUGUUUUUACAGGCCUUUUUCAAAUGCAGAUUUUGUCACAAAGUUGUUAUAGAUUUUUAAAAAUGCUUUUUUAAUAUUAAAAUGUACUUUUACAUUCUUAAUCUUUUUUUAAAAAGAAGUUUUCUUCAUUUGGCCACUUAUUUACAAAUAACAGAUCUCCAAUAUUUCUUUUUGCUUACUGCAAUUUCUUUGUGAAAUUUCUUUUCAUUUUUUCAAGAAAUUAAACCUAGCGGUCUUGCCUGUGGCAGUCUCUCACACUGUUGAGUGUUGGCAUCUCUGCUGCAUUUUGUACUUGGAACAUACAUAUAAUAACUGUAAUCAGUGGGAAAUCAUUGCUAUUGUGAAACCUUUUUUUUUUUUUUUUUAAACCGUGUAUAAUGUAUCCAUUUAUACUGAUUUGUAAAAAUAAGUUUUUAAACACUGAAGCAAUCAUUGCUAAAAUAUGUAUUCUUUCAUAAUUAAGCAGUGAGAUGAGAGGAUGUAAUUUGAUUAUUAGCAUUGCUGAUUAAAUCCUUUAUUUAUAUUUAACAGUAUGUCAUGAAUUAUACAUAAAAAAGCUCAGAUUUCAACUUUUCAAAUUUUUUAUACUAUUCAUUUGUAUUUAAAUAUAUUUCUCAUAUUUCAGUUCUUUCAUGCCUAGGGAUGAGUCAAUUAGUUUGUGCUGUGCAAAAUGGAAAGGAGACAAAGUAAUGAGUUCAGCAUCUGAAGCCUGAAGAGCC